Stylophora pistillata is the source of this 3375-nucleotide messenger RNA. RefSeq lists its product as uncharacterized. The record is from RefSeq and is a predicted model, not a curated record. Lineage: Eukaryota; Metazoa; Cnidaria; Anthozoa; Scleractinia; Pocilloporidae.
UGUAUGGUGGUAGGUCAGCAACUCUAACGCGGAAGAGCACGUCGAAAAAUCGUCAAACACCAUGGCUGCGAUACGGCACACCUGCUACUCAGAUGCGCGGAACAAUGCGAGAAAAGAAGAUCAAUGUUUGUUGGGUAUAUGUCGGAUUAGAAGGAAAGUAACCGGUCAGAGGCGGGCUGUAACUCGAGGUUGUGGCUUCCUUGUUAAGGAUAUGAUCAUCCCUGACCCAGCCCCUGGUUCAAGUGGACCUUGUUGCAACCGUAGCUACCAGUAUUGCUUCAUAACAACCAGUCAAGUCAUCGAUGCCAAUGAUCCCUUGGAAAAUUUUUAUUUGGAAUUUCAAAAGUUGAAUAAAAAGUUGAAAACAGUUCCACUAAAAAAAAUUGCAGAUCUAAAGGAUGUCCUUCGAACUUGCAACUUGGUUUUCAUUCGUGUAAAACCCUCCAGAAAAUACCCUGAGAUGAAAGACAGCAUUUUUACUUAUCGACCAUUCGAGGUGACCAGCGUGAAUCAAAGCCACGAGGAGUUAGAGUGUUUUUUUGUGGAGGAUAAGGAGAAAUCUUUCGAUGUGGUAGACCUGAUGAUUCAGAGGAGAGUUGCACAAAACUCGCACAAGAUGUAUUUCCAAAUCAGUGAUGACAGCAUGGGUAAAGUUUUCACGACAUUUCCACACAAGGAAAACAGUAAGCCAUACGGUGGUGUGAUCUUGAAGCGUCUAAAACACCAAGACGACAAGUUUUUAGCGGCUGGAUGCCUUAAUUUUGCUGACGACGGAUCUUUAUGCCCUGUCUUCUUCCCUCUCCUUCAUACAGAUACUUACCAUGAUGGUCCCCAAUUAUUGAAUGGAAUCUCCUCGGAAGAAAGAGCAUCUGAGGCAGCAAAUCUUAGCCAUGAGACACCUGUGUGCACUGCUGUUGUCACUACUACUCAUACUCCUCUUGCUGCUUCUGGUGCCAGGACUACUGUGGUCACUGCCACUACUACUGCCAUUGUGACUGUUACACCUGCAGCCAUUGCUCCUGUCUCUACUGCUAAUGCCACUGUCACUGUGACUGCUGCACCUAUCCUUGCUCCAGAACCUUCUACUGCUACCACUGUUACUGUGACUCCUAUACCUGUCCCUACUCUUGCCCCUACUGCUACUCCUUGCAGUAUGGUCACCACUGCUCCCACCACUGGUCUUGGGGGAGAGGCUGCACCCCAAGUUGAGAACAGUUCAGCAAGUCUAACACCCUAUCCUAUCCAAGAACAGAGACUAGAGGGCACAGACACUGAAGACUCCGCUCAGGCUGGGACACUUCCUCAAGGAGAAGCUGGCAAUGCAUAUGAAAAUUUUCUUGUUUCAGAUAAACUAGUCCUCCCUGAAUAUAAGGUCCUUUAUGAAAAGUUAGUUCGUGCCCUUGAUAACACAGCAAAUCGUUGUAUAGCUAAUUGGGAACAUCUGGCCUGUGCAGAUGAAGUUAAGGCACCAUCACUGGUUCGUCUCAAGUGUAAAUUGAGCACAAACUACAGCCACACUCAAAUGCUUUUGGAGGUUUUGGCAGUGCGUGAGAAUGAGGAAGUUGUCACUGUUAAAGACUUGAUUGCUGCCCUUAGGGAUAUAAAAAGAGGAGAUAUUGUGAAUAUGAUUACAGAUGUCCAUGAUGCAGAGGGUGGAAUUUCUUCAGAACCAAUAAAGAACUUCAUGGAUUGCAGUUCUAACAACGAUUUGCUUGACCGCAUCAUCACUGGGCUGGAUGAUCAGAGAUUAUGGCGAGUUAAAAAGCAUUGGAAGCAUUUGGGCAUUAAAUUAGGAAUUCCAAAGAAAAAGUUGGAAGUGAUUGAAUUUUGUGCUCCAUUCAAUCCAACAAGGAGCCUAAUGGAAUACCUUUUCACAGAACAAAAUCCUACAGUGGGAAAAUUUGAUGAAAAAAUUCGGCAAAAGUUCAAGCAUUUGGAUGUAUUAACAAUGCUAGGACCUUUGCUUAAUGUGGUCUGCAAUCGGGACAAGCUCAUGAAAGAUGUGAUUGAUCUAGAUAAUGAAUAUAUGGAUGCAUUUUAUGUUCGAUUGAACAAAAUAAUUCCAGGAAUUGAAAACUGGAAAGAUCUUGCCAGAGCUUUUGGUAUUCCUCCUGACGUCUACAAAGAUUUUAAUCCAAAGGAGCCCAGGAGUCCCACCAAACACCUUUUUGAAUGGAUGUUUGUAAACAGAACUGUACUCACAGUGGGUCAGCUUUGUAGUGCUCUUGAACAUAUAAAGAGAAAUGACUUGGUGGGAGAUGUUAAGAAGUACUUUGGAAAGUGCUCUUCUUCUUAACGCUAAGCUUAAUCAAAAUCUUUUUAAAUCUGUGUUUAAUGGCAUGUUUCCUGAAAAAACUGGAUCAAGGAUUAUUGGAUCACUGGAUCAAGGAUCAAGUUCAAAAUGAAUCAAAUGAAUUAGAUAAAUUAAUGAGCAUGAUUGAUUGCUCAUCUACAUGACUUAAUUAGUCAAGAUUUCUCUCUGCUGAGAGACAGGUGUUAAUUAUUUUUUUGCCCUUCCCCCAUCCUGACUUUCAUGAUACUGCCAAGAACAUUUGAUCACAAGUUAGAUAAGAAACUGUCUAUUCUUGAUUCCAGUGUAGUUUUUGGGGAUUUUUAUUGCAUUGUCAACACAAACAUCUGUAAUUUUAUUCUUUCAUUAGAGAAAUGAAAGACGUUAUUUCCACACACACAAACCUUUCUUCUGCACUAACACAUUUGUAGACACGGCCAAUGGACAACAACAUUGCCAUUAUAAUAUUCCAAUUCUUUGCAUUUUCACCCAUGCAUUAGUCUCUCUAACAAACAUUCCUAGGUUUUCUCUUUUACAUUGAACUGGAUAUUUCAUCUGGUCACAAACAAGUAGUUAAAAAAAAAGCACGUUUAUGAUUUUACAGACACCAAACAGACAACCAGCUGCAAGUGAAAUCUGUGAUGUCAUUUGUUCACAGCACUGAGAUUCGCAACAAAUCCUGUGGCUAUUAUCUUUCUAAUGGCUUUGGUAGUCAUAUACUAACACUCAGGAUAAUUCUACACACUGAUCUCUCUACAUUUCCUGUGGUGAUGACAAGGAAAAUUUGCGUGACCAGGCUCACAAAAUGCAUGACAAGUAGUUAAAAUGCAUGACAUUACAAAUAUUUUUGUUGUAGUUUUAGAAUUACAUCUGUGGAAACUAUUUCCUAUGAUAAUCAAAGCAUCCCACACACAGGAUUUGCAUCAUAAAUUUCCUUUCUGUCCAAUAUCACACCAAGCUUCAAAAUCAUGAGAAUUUCCUGCUGUUGUUCGAUUCCUUAUAAAAGAAGUACAUGCAGUGAGUUGAGUUUGACUAAUGUGCAAGCCUCGAGCCUCUUCUUAUGAGCCACUGUUUUUUCUUUUUUU